ACCAUACAAGAAGAAGAAAAAUCUCACCUUCCUUCUUCCUUCCCUUUAGCCCUCCUUCCUUAUAAACUGCCCACAUCUCUCCUUUGCUCUCUUCACACCAAAUCCAAACUCAUUUUGUUUGAUUGGUACUCCUCCUCUCCAUAAGUUCCUCUUGAUUAAGGGAUUUUGAUGAAGGGUUCAAAGGGUCAAUAUUGCCCUUUAGGUUCAGAAAUGGAGAAGAAAGAUGGGUUUUUCUGUGAGAGUUGCUCGAAAUUGCUUGAGUUGUCAGCUGCAGAUGAUGUGGCUGGGUUCAUUGGUGAAGUAGAAGGGAAGGGGUGUGAUGUUAAUGAGCUGAGCUUGUGGUAUGGUAGGAGAAUCGGGUCGAGAAAGAUGGGGUUAGAGGAGAGGAGCCCUCUUAUGAUUGCUUCGAUGUAUGGAAGUGUUGAGGUUCUCAAGUAUAUUGUUCAGACUGGGAAGGUUGAUGUGAACAUGGCUUGUGGCUCGGAUGGGGCGACUGCCCUUCACUGCGCUGUGGCUGGUGGCUCGGAGGCGGCUGCUGAGGUUGUCAAGAUCCUCAUUGAUGCUUCGGCUGAUGUGAAUUGUGUUGAUGCUAGCGGGAACAAGCCCUGCAGCUUGUAUGCUCCUAAUUCGAAGUUCUCGGGAGGGCUUAAGAGAAGAACCUUGGAGUUGUUGAAAGGCGAGGUUGCUGAUGAGGAGGAUGGAGACGAGAAAACGGUGGCUCCGUUGGUGAAAGAGGGAAGUGACAAGAAAGAGUAUCCUAUCGAUACUUCGUUGCCCGAUAUAAAUAAUGGGAUAUACGGGACUGAUGAGUUCAGGAUGUAUAGUUUCAAGAUUAAGCCGUGCUCGAGGGCUUAUUCUCAUGACUGGACCGAGUGUCCUUUUGUUCAUCCGGGCGAGAAUGCGAGGAGGCGUGACCCGAGGAAGUAUACGUAUAGUUGUGUCCCGUGCCCCGAGUUCAAGAAGGGGACUUGUGGAAAGGGCGAUGCGUGUGAAUUUGCCCAUGGUAUAUUUGAGUCCUGGCUUCAUCCCGCUCAAUAUAGAACUCGUCUGUGCAAGGACGAGACCGGGUGCUCGAGGAAAGUAUGCUUCUUUGCUCACAAGCCCGAGGAGCUUCGUCCACUGUAUGCAUCUACUGGCUCGGCUAUUCCUUCACCAAAGUCCGUUUCGGUCAGUUCGAUGGACAUGGCAACUUUGAGCCCGCUCGCUCUCGGUUCUUCGUCUUUGUUGUUGUCUACUACUUCAACCCCGCCCAUGUCUCCAACCGUUAGUUGCUCGUCUCCAAUGUGGCAGAACAAGAUGAACUUCACCCCGCCUACGUUACAGCUUCCCGGUAGCAGGCUGAAGACAGCUCUGAACGCCCGGGAUUUGGACCUCGAGAUGGAAUUGCUUAGCUUGGAAAGUAUUCGUUCCCAACAACAACAACACAGGCAGCAAUUGGUUGACGAGAUGGCUGGUCUCUCGUCACCGUCCCAUUGGAAUAAGGACUACAAUAGGCUCGGGGAUUUCAAGCCUACUAAUCUCGAUGAUGUAUUAGGCUCCCUCGAUUCGCCCUUGGCUUCCCAAUUGCAAUGCCUCUCACCGAAGCUCACGAUUGCCACCGCUUCUCAGUUGCAAUCUUCGAGCCUGUCUCAAUUGCAAUCUUCCCAGCUGCAAUCCCCGACUGGCCUACAGAUGCGCCAAAACAUGAACCAACUCCGAGCUAGCUAUCCCGCCACGCUAUCCUCUUCUCCAGCUAGGAAGACAUCUUCGUACGGGUACGACUCGUCUGCAGCAGUGGCAGCUGCAGUCAUGAACUCGAGGUCUGCUGCUUUCGCAAAACGCAGCCAGAGCUUCAUCGACCGCAGUCACCACGCUGCAAACUCCCCAGCCUUGGGGGCAUCUAGUCUCUCGGAUUGGAGCUCCCCGGGCGGGAAAUUGGAUUGGGGCUUCAACGGCGAUGACCUAAACAAACUCAAAAGAUCCGCCUCGUUUGGCCUUCGGGGCACAAAUGCUGCAGCUUCAAACCGAACCCCAAUCACUCCACACGCAAACGAGCCAGACGUGUCUUGGGUUCACUCGCUAGUGAAAGACGUUUCUUCCGGCAGCGCAGGGCUAUAUGGAGCAGAACAGAAACGCGGUGGGGUCCACGAUCCCAACCCAUCGUGGAUCGACCAGAUGUACAUAGAGCAGGAGCAGAUGGUGGCUUAGGUAACAAACAUCUCUGCCAUGAAUUCUCCUCCAUGGCUAACUCAAUAUUCUUUCAUAUUCUUAUUACUAUACUUGAAUAUAUCUAUCUAUAUAUCUAUAUAAGUCUAAGUAGUUAUUAGGGUUAAGAAAAACCAUGGAUAGGGAGAUUACUGAUUAAUUCUUUUGAGAAUCACAAGGACCUCUUAGCUUGAAAACAAACUGAGAAUUCUUUUAGUAUUCUUGUAUUUCUUUGUAUUCCUUAAUGUAUUCACAAUAUAUUAUAUGAAAUAAACAAGAGAAGAGGAUGUUUGUCUCA
Ipomoea triloba (trilobed morning glory) is the source of this 2482-nucleotide messenger RNA. Its product is annotated as zinc finger CCCH domain-containing protein 29-like. NCBI's taxonomy places the organism in Eukaryota, Viridiplantae, Streptophyta, Magnoliopsida, Solanales, Convolvulaceae. Gene Ontology annotation, molecular function: metal ion binding; protein binding. The transcript has 2 exons. The record is from RefSeq and is a predicted model, not a curated record. Bases 169 to 2187 code for a protein of 672 amino acids.